Molecule: messenger RNA, 1389 nt
Organism: Suillus bovinus
Lineage: Eukaryota; Fungi; Basidiomycota; Agaricomycetes; Boletales; Suillaceae
Exons: 8
Coding region: 1-1389 (462 amino acids)
Source: RefSeq, a predicted model, not a curated record
AUGUCCCUACCAAACCUGAAUAUCUGCCAGUGGAUCAACUUCAGGCUGAAAAUCCAGCGCCAGGCUCUUCGCAGACCCCAGCAAUACAAACACUGUCAUACACUGCUUAUCGUCAAAGCUGCAGUUCUAUCUUCCGGCCUUGCUCUUGCCAGGCCUUCCCAGGGCGGGUCCAGCUUCAAGCGCAAGACCAGGGACGCUUUGGAAUCCGCCGCGAAAAAAUUCAAGAUGAACCCUGACGACGCGGACGUGGACGGCGAUCUAGAUGUGACCGUCCAGACGGCCAGUCUUGGAGUCAAUUAUCUGCUGAAUAUCGUCAUCGAUAAUGUAAUGUGGAUCUGGUAUUGGGACCGACAAGGGAUCAUUGAAUGUUCUAGCAUAAACUUUACUCAAGAUCUUCCGUCAUUCAUGAUGCUUUUAUAUGCUCUACAACGUUUCACUCUUCACGAUUGGGGGCGAAAAAUGGACUUUUUCUCAGUUCAAGCUGAGGGGAAACGAUGCCACGAAUUCAAAAUCAAGGAUGAGAAACUCGGAGAGGUGGAUUUGCUGCUUCACACCAGUCACGAUAAAAGAGUGACGCACUACGGACUGCAAGGACGUGCCACUGAUGUGGUUCUUGUCAUCAGCGAAGCGCUCACGAAGAAAUACAGAAACUUCCGGGAUGGGAUGGUGGCCAAGAUCCUUUGGGGAGAGGCAAAUUGCACCAGCGAGCCAGAAAUUAUAAACAAGGUCAAGGAGAUCGGGAAAGUACACGAUACCGUAAAAGACCAUAUUCACGAGCUGCUAUGGCACCACCAAUCCAUGAAUCCUACGUCCAUCAUCCGAGAAGCGCUCGGCGUUCCGGAACCUACCACGGGCAGUCGCGUGCUCUACAUUAUUCUAUUCCACAAGCUCCUCACCAUCACGAAACUUCACGGCAAAGAGCUUUUCGACGCCUGGCAUCAAUGUAUCUUGUGCCACCUUACUCUGUGGAAAGAAGGAGUUUGUCACCGAGAUGUCAGCCCUGGAAAUUUGAUGUGGUACUGGAAAGAUGGGAGGCGGAUAGGCCUUUUAAACGACUACGAUCUAUCCUCGUUGGCGGAUGACCCGGGUUAUCAGGGCAAUGAGCACCCAGGCACGGUGCCGUUCAUGGCGCACGAGCUUCUUGCCGAAGAUGGUCAACAAGGCAAAGUGAAACACCUAUAUCGCUAUGAUCUGGAGUCAUUUAUAAAGGGUGUCCUACUACCACGAAGAUUGCGUCCCUUCGAUGAGUGGGCGACUUCAAGCGCUAUUGUAUGCGACCAAGUCACAUGGGAGUUUCUUAUGGACUGUUUUGUGGUACUUAAAAUGGAUGCCGACAACCGAUACUAUCUUCGCUUUAAACGGCCAUUCGUAGAUUCGCAAUACAAGUAG